AUGGUCAACCGCUCUGACGUCAACUACUUCGGCGCUGGCCCCGCACCACUGCCCACCACGGUCCUGGAGAAGGCCUCACAGGUCCUUUUGAACUACAACGACAAGGGCAUCGGCCUUUGCGAGAUCUCCCACCGCUCGCCGGAAGCCAACAAAAUCCUCGACGAGGCCAAGCAGGCACUCACCAAUCUGCUCGAUAUCCCCGACGACUACGACAUCUUGUUUCUCCAAAGCGGCGGCAGCGGCGAGUUCAGCGCGACUGUCUACAACCUCGUCUCGAUAUGGGUGGAGAAGAAGCGCGCCAAGAUCGCAGAAGAGGUGGGCGACGACAAAGACGAGGUGCUCAAGCGGCUGCGGAAGGUCGUGGACGAAGAGCUCAAGCUUGACUACCUCGUUACAGGCUCCUGGUCGUUAAAGGCAUCGCAAGAGGCAGCACGUCUCGUAGGCGCCAAACAUGUCAAUGUAGCAGUAGACGCCCGAAAAGCAAAUGACGGAAAGUUUGGCAAGAUUCCUUCCGAAGACCAGUGGAAGCUCACGCCGCGAUCGUCGAACCCCGCCUUCGUCUACUUCUGCGACAACGAGACUGUGGAUGGUGUCGAGUUCCCUUCCUUCCCAAAGAGCCUUGAGGGCGAUGAUGCGCCAUUGGUCUGCGCCGACAUGUCAUCCAACUUCAUAUCCCGGAAAGUUGAUGUGCGAAAGUAUGCUGUCAUAUUUGGAGGUGCACAGAAGAACAUUGGCAACACGGGCAUUGCUAUCGUAAUAUUGCGCAAGUCACUCCUUCCGCCACAUUCAACACCGGCUUCGCCCGACCUGCUGAGAGAGCUCAACCUGUCUGUUGGCCCAAUUGUGUUGGACUACCCGACGAUCGCGAAGAACAACUCACUAUACAACACAUUGCCCAUAUUUGAUGUCUGGGUAGCUGGGCAAGUCAUGUCUGGACUUGUAAACUCCUAUGGUACCAAGCGUAUUGGUGGUCAGGAAGAGGUCUCGAAUGAAAAGGCCCGGCUAAUCUACGAGACGCUUGAGAAGUAUCCCGAUGUCUAUCGCGUCGUUCCGGACAAGUCUGCACGUAGCAGAAUGAACAUCUGCUUUAGGAUCGGCGGCGGAGAUGGUGACAAAGAGAAGGCUUUCCUAGCAGGUGCGGAAAAGAAAGGCUUGCUCGGCCUGAAGGGUCACCGUAGCGUGGGUGGCAUUCGUGCAAGCAAUUACAAUGCCGUCUCUCUGGAUGGCGCGAAGUUGCUUGUUUCGUACCUCGAGGAAUAUGCAAAGUCCGCUUAA
This is a messenger RNA of Cucurbitaria berberidis CBS 394.84, 1275 nucleotides long. RefSeq names its product phosphoserine aminotransferas-like protein. The transcript is spliced from 2 exons. Lineage: Eukaryota; Fungi; Ascomycota; Dothideomycetes; Pleosporales; Cucurbitariaceae. The record is from RefSeq and is a predicted model, not a curated record. Gene Ontology annotation, molecular function: O-phospho-L-serine:2-oxoglutarate transaminase activity; pyridoxal phosphate binding. Gene Ontology annotation, biological process: L-serine biosynthetic process. Gene Ontology annotation, cellular component: cytoplasm. Bases 1 to 1275 code for a protein of 424 amino acids.